Nomascus leucogenys (northern white-cheeked gibbon) is the source of this 1558-nucleotide messenger RNA. It is a transcript of the gene CCDC51, whose product is annotated as coiled-coil domain containing 51. The coding region runs from base 375 to 1322 and encodes 315 amino acids. The transcript has 3 exons. The record is from RefSeq and is a predicted model, not a curated record. NCBI's taxonomy places the organism in Eukaryota, Metazoa, Chordata, Mammalia, Primates, Hylobatidae.
CGCCACUGCACUCCAGCCUGGGAGACAGAGUGAGCCUCUGUCUCAAAAAAACAAAACAAAACAAAAAAACUUCUAAGUCAAGUAAGGUUCAAACACUAGAAGGCAGUGAAAUACGAAUUUGGGGCAAAAAAUUGGGUAAGACGGAAGACUGAAAAACUUAACUAUGAAUGUGCGUCUGAGGUAAAUACAUUUCAGUGUUUCCGUUUCUGCAACUCUUUCUAAGGAAUGGAAGCCCAGACUGCCUGGGAGGCAGGAGACCUCGUUUCCAGCUCCCGGCCUUUACUGCUGCUGCAAAUCCGAGACUGGCUAGAGACCAUCCGCUGCAGCGGACGUCGGAAAACGAGACCUCGCAGUUCAGGAGGGAGGAAAAAGACAUGCCCACGCCCUCAUCCCAACAGGCUGAGAAAGUGUUCAUGGUGGCUCGAGGGCUUGUCCGAGAGGCUCGGGAGGACUUGGAAGUUCACCAGGCCAAGCUGAAGGAGGUGAGGGACCGCUUGGACCGUGUCUCCAGGGAGGACAGUCAGUACUUGGAACUGGCUACUCUCGAGCACAGGAUGCUGCAGGAGGAGAAGAGGCUUCGCACAGCCUAUCUGCGUGCAGAAGACUCUGAGCGCGAGAAGUUCUCCCUCUUCUCUGCGGCUGUGCGGGAAAGUCAUGAGAAGGAGCGCACAAGGGCUGAGAGGACCAAGAACUGGUCCCUCAUUGGCUCUGUCCUGGGGGCCCUGAUUGGUGUGGCUGGCUCCACCUAUGUGAACCGUGUCCGGCUACAGGAGCUGAAGGCUUUACUCCUGGAGGCACAGAAGGGGCCUCUGAGUCUCCAGGAGGCCAUUCGAGAACAGGCGUCUAGCUACUCCCGCCAGCAGAGGGACCUCCACAAUCUCAUGGUGGACUUGAGGGGCCUGGUACAUGCUGCUGGGCCAGGGCAGGGCUCUGGGUCACAGGCAGGUACUCCCCCAACCAGAGACAGAGAUGUAGAUGUCCUUUCAGCUGCCUUGAAAGAGCAGCUCAGUCAUUCCAGGCAAGUCCAUUCAUGUCUAGAAGGCUUACGUGAGCAGCUUGAUGGCCUAGAAAAGACUUGUAGCCAAAUGGCUGGGGUGGUUCAGCUUGUAAAGGCUGCAGCACACCCAGGCCUGGUGGAACCAGCAGACGGGGCUAUGCCCAGCUCCUUGCUGGAGCAGGGGAGCAUGAUCUUGGCACUGUCAGACACGGAGCAGAGACUAGAAGCCCAAGUCAACAGGAACACCAUCUAUAGCACCCUGGUCACCUGUGUGACAUUUGUGGCCACACUGCCUGUGCUCUACAUGCUAUUCAGAGCCAGCUAACCCCUGGCCCCUCCUCCAGAGGGUCUGAGGCAAUAGCUGUGAAUGUGGAUUUAGGUAGAGAAUCGUAGCAAUGAAGUGAGCCUUUGGGGACGUGUACAAACUCAAUCUGAAGGAGCAGCAUCUGUGUGGCUCACCAGCAGGCACGCUUCGCUUUGUAGACAAGGUUCAUUUACAUUAAUUAUCAAAACUUUGUGCUAAUGUCCAAUUAAAAUAUCCUGUUUUAUUAUUUAAAACAA